Gymnodraco acuticeps is the source of this 4927-nucleotide messenger RNA. RefSeq names its product transcriptional coactivator YAP1-like. Gene Ontology annotation, cellular component: nucleus; cytoplasm. The record is from RefSeq and is a predicted model, not a curated record. Lineage: Eukaryota; Metazoa; Chordata; Actinopteri; Perciformes; Bathydraconidae. Gene Ontology annotation, biological process: hippo signaling; positive regulation of transcription by RNA polymerase II. Gene Ontology annotation, molecular function: transcription corepressor activity; protein binding; transcription coactivator activity. The transcript has 10 exons. The coding region runs from base 216 to 1619 and encodes 467 amino acids.
GGUUGUCUGUCACCUCUUGGCCCUCCGCCUCUUUCCUCACAGGGGGUAAACCGCAUUAACUUAAGAGGCUGCACGGAGGGGAAUUAAAACCUUGCCAAAGACUUUGAGUUUACUCUAAUAUCACUGAUUUCCUUGCAUUUACAACGAGUAAAGACACUUGCUUGUGUUGCAGUUGGAGCUGUGGAUAAAUCAUACAACCUUGUUUUCUACGCCUUAUGUUGAUGGUUUAUGUCAGAGUAAAAUAUUUCCCCUGCAACUGCGGCAGCUUUAAACUCUACAACCCCGCCCCUCAGCACUAUCACAUGAAUCUGGACUCAACAGUGGAUGUGAAAAAAGUUUGGAGGAAUACGGAGAGAGGGGGGAAACGGUCUGGCUGCUUGAAGAUUUGUUUCGACACCGAAACUUGGCGACAUGGACGCGCACCGCGGCGUGCCUGCGGCCGGGCAGCAGAUCGUGCACGUCCGCGGGGACUCGCAGACGGAGCUCGAGGCCCUGUUCAACGCCGUGAUGAACCCCAGCGAGUCCGUCCGACAGCCGCCCUCUCUGCCCAUGAGGAUGAGGAAACUCCCGGACUCCUUCUUCAGGCAGCCGGACUCCCGAGGCCACUCCAGACAAGUACUAAAACACUGCUGCAAAAAGCCAGUUCAGAUGGAGGUGUGUGCGGCUCCCUCACUCCUCAUCAGCACGCCCGUUCCCAUUCCUCCCCGGCCUCCCUCCCACUCAACUCGCUCUCCACUCAAGCAGCAGAUGUAGCAGCGGCGGCGGCGGCGGCAGCAGCAGCACUCAUACCUGACGACAUGCCACUCCCCCACGGUUGGGAAAUGGCCAAAACGCCCACUGGCCAACGUUAUUUCCUCAAUCACGUGGAUAAGACAACCACUUGGCACGACCCUCGAAUCGCGCAGCUUCAGUCGGCUGCAGCUCAGCAUCCCAUCUCCGGCACUCCGAUCCACGCCCACUCCCUCAGCAACCCUGCUCCCACUACGCUACAGCAGAACAUCAAUCCAGAGACAGGUCCACUGCCUGAAGGCUGGGAGAAGGCUGUGACUGCAGAUGGAGAGGUGUACUACAUCGAUCACAUAAAUACGACCACCGCAUGGGUCGACCCGCGUCUAGCCCAGAAGAUGAUCCCUGGUCUCCAUGGUUUGGCACUGCAGCAGAGGCAGGAAAAGGAAAGGCUCAGAUGCAAACAAGGCCUGCCUCCACAACACACACAGGAGGCAGGAGGAAGGAACCAGAUGCCCGGUGGGAUGGACCAUGACAGGAACGCACUAACACUUGUCCCAUCUCUGGAUGUCAGGAUCAGAUCCUCAAACCACGAGCCAACACUCAAUGGCGCUCACUCUCGCAAUGAGAGCACCGACAGCGGCCUGAGUGUCAGCAGCUUACCCCGCAACUCAGACCACAUGCUGAGCUCUGUGGAUCACAUGGACACUGGUGACUUAGUGGAGACCUCCUCGAUGUCCUUACAGGAUUCGAUGCCUGUGCUCCCGAUGUCCGAUGGCGAGGAGCUGAUGCCGUGCAUCCCAGAGGGUCUCAGUUCAGACCUCCUGAUGGACAUGGAGACAGUUCUCUCCGGGUCGCACAUGGACAGAGACAGCCUGCUCACCUGGCUAUAGACACACCCAGCCACCACCCAACAAUCAUCAAAUCUUCAUGACGGAGAAUUUUGGAGAAUCUUCAAAAGUGGUACAGACCAAGGUCACUGAGAGAGUAUGCUACUGCUGUGUGAUGGAUCCCUAACACUCCUUGCACACUGAGGAAAGACAAAGCCUGACUCUCGCAGACGGUGGUAAGCUGCUGGUGUUUUCCUCUUUUUGGGCCUUGGUCUUAUGGAGAUGCAUGACGGAGCAUCCAUAUUUUUACAACACUCUUUCCUUUUAGUCAUCGGCCUCAAAUGAUGCUCCCCACGUAUCUUGUAAAGUGCGUCACAGCUUAUUUUAGAGUGCAGUUAUCUUUUAUUAUCCCCACUUGGGUGAUUGAGUUUGCAGUAAACUUUUAAAACACAGUGUCAAGUCAAUAAAGUCUUCAUGUAGCAUUUACAUAAAUGCAAGAAAGACUUGUUCAAAUAGCAUUAAAGUUGUUUUAAAGGAUAUCAUAUCCACAUUGCCCGUUGUUACCUCAUUUAGCUUGUGGGAUAAAAAAGAGCAACAUCUAGUGCUACUACCUCUAAGCAGCCUAACUUUAUGCUCACAGUCCAAAACAUGUUGUUAAGAAGCAUCAGGACUGAGAGCAAGAGAUCAAUCAAAGAAGUUAUUAUGAUUUACACUACAUUGGUUCCAUAAAACCAAAAAUGUCUGCUCUUAUAAUCAAAGCUCACACUAUUACUGCUUCACAUAAACAUCAGGGUGAGAGGAUGCACCCUUGUGGUGAGCCAGUAGAAGAUCAAGAACACUAAUAGAGAUUUUACUCAGACUUUAAAGGUGGGGUAGGUAAGUUUGAGAAACCGGCUCGAGAUACACUUUUUGUUAUAUUCCAUGGAAUGCUCUUAACAUCCCGAUAGCAAUGAAUAUCUGAAGUGCUUUGACAAAAAAUCCAUAAAAAAGUGUCAUCUGUGGAAGCCGUAGUACUGUAAAAGCACGACCAAUCAUUUUAGCCGGCCCGGCUAAAAUAACUGGAUGGCCUACCUGCCUGUCAGCUUUCCAUCUGUACACAAACUUAUCUCGUGCCCUCAUUGGUCAUGUGCGCGUUUGUGUGUGUUGGAGGAGGGGCUCUGUAAGGAAGUGGCAGAUUUUUUCCGGCUGUGUAUUUUCAAAUUCUAGCGCACUCGAGCUGGUUUCUCCAAAAUUACCUACCCCACCUUUAAGUUAAAAUGCUCACAAACCGAAAAACAGUAUUAAAACCAGAGUCACUACGAAGUCUGUGUGGAAUAUCGGAGGAGUUUUUUUGUAAUUACUAUAUGAUGAUAAGCUUGAUCUGAGGUCACAGUGGAGACUUCGUUUCUAACAAAUCAAAACCCCGCCUUCACAUUAAGAGAAAUGAAGGCAACAGCAGGAGAUGAACUCUUAACUAUUGGCACUAACACUGCAGCCAAGUGUGUUUUGAGGACUUUUUUUAUAGAAAGGAAUGCUGGAAUGAGGAUGUCUACAAUUAAUGAACACAUGUUCAGUAUAAUGCAAUCCAACAACAAUACGGGGUUUUCCCCAUCUGGUCCUCUGGUUAAUAGCCCAAACCAAAGCCACACUAUGGACUUUGCAGUGUGAAAUAGCUCUGCUCUUUAUUUUUAUUUCAUUAAAGUCUGUUCUGCAGUCUAAAUGACUGCAGACAAAAUCACAAUUGUUUAAGUAACUAAUAUUUAGGUUGUCUUAGUGUUUGAUGAAUUGGUUUGCAUUUUAUUUUUAAGUGUUUUAGUAAUUGUUUCCCACUCCAGCAUUAAAUAUAAGCUCCACAAAGGUAGUAUUUAUUGGCGAUUAGUUGUAUUGGAUUGCAUGAUAUUGUACAGUUGUAAAAUGAUUAUGUCCACCCUUUGUUUAAGAAACGAAGCCACAAAGUUGCCAUAAGGGCAAGGACACUAUCUCUCCUUAGUGUGCAGCAGAUAUUGUAUCUCUCCUGAAACAUAAAUGGAAAUUAUUCUAUCAAUACUUCUUCUCACUUUUCCAAUAAUAGCUUUAUACAUUUCUAAUAAUUUACCUUUCCAUAUUGUAUCUAUUUUUCCAGUCAUAGGUUUUCAACAGAAAGAAACAGAAUCUCAGCCAUAUUUGAAAACUUUUAUCUAAUUAAGUCAAAUACUUUUCCCAUUUAUUACCAACAUUCAGUUAGCAGACUCCUAAAACUUGCUUGACUCAUUAACUCGAUGUGUUUUUGGUGGAUCACAGUACAGUCAUCCAUUAUACGAAACACAACUUGUCUGAAGUAAUAUAAAUGAAAAUAAGAAUAGUACAAUAUUACAAUCAUAUUUUUCAGGGAAAAACAAUCUUUCAUUUGAACCCAUUAAUGUAAAGGUACACCGUAACACUGUAAAAUCCCUCACAUGUAAAUAACUCUUAACUAGUUCAAAAGUCAGUUAAUGGUAAGGAAUUGCACUACAGAAGCACACUAAAAGAUUCUACUAUUACAUAUCCAGAUUGUUGACAUAUAUGGAUAAGAAUCCUGAAACAAUAUCGAAUACAUUCAAGUUUCUAAAGUAGAGCAACAUCGCAGCAAUGUACAAUGUUUUUGAUUUGUUGUAAAUACACUAAAACGUGCAAAAUCCUGUAAUAAUCAGUACCAUUAAGAUAUUAAUUUGCUACCACACUAUAGAGUUAUAAUUUCCUCUGUCCAUGGCUGAAGUUUUCCACUCUUAAGACUUGUUUUGUAAGUGGGAAUGAUGCAAAUAUGUGCAACAUACUAAUUGUGGAUGCUGUGUUCUUGGUAUAUUUUGUUUUAACUGCAAGAGCUCUCUGGUGCUGUAAUACAGAAGGCAAUCAUUAAAAAGCGGAGCUCUUGAAUUCUCCUCUUUUAGUUACUACUACUACUACUAUAUAAAAAAGUAUAUAAUCUGUGUCUUUACCUGCUGGGUUGUUUCUGCAGUGUGUUUUAUAUUUUACCUAAAUUGGAAGCUGUUAACAAUUGGAGAGAGCGUUUCUUCUUACCAGCUUCUUUUUUACAUUAAACAGUAUUUAGAGGUUGAGAUGUUCAUGUCAUGCCCACAUAAAAAGCCAAGUCAACUAAUAUCUUCUAAAUUAAGCUACCAUGGGCCUGGAGAGACUUAUUGUUUAUACACACAAUGCCACACACUACCUAGCCUUUUAUUUAUCUUAGCAUGCAUGACACUUGCUAUGUAUGUUACAUAUAAUGAUUUUUAUUAUCUUAUUUACAGAGAAUUUGGAGGCAAUCAGACUUGUUUUGUACCUUUUGUAUGCAUGUGCUUUAUAUAAAUAUAUUUCUUCUUACUCUCACUGUAAUCAUUUUAAAGGAGUUUCUGUUGAAUAAACUUUUAAAUAUACCU